CCGCAUUUCUCCGUAACCAUCCGUCUUAUCACAACUUCCUUCGCAUAUCUGAACGUUUUAUUUUCGUCCCUUUCUCUUCAAUACUCUGCCAAAACAUCUUCCCCACAGAGAAAGAGAAGGAGAAUCGGGUCAGAGUUAUCCGAGGAAGAUUACAUUGAUACUUACGACGGGGAUAACGGGAGUGAAAUGUACUAUGAAUCAGGUAAAGAACGGAACGGGAAUGAGAGGGAGAUGUGUAUAUUGCAUAAUUACGAAAUAUCAAUGUAUUCACUCAUUAACACUGCAUACUGGCUUUUCUCUUUACAAAACACUACAAUAACGAAUAACAUAAGAAACGGAAGACAUACUCGACGAUCCCACGAUCUAAACUUUGAACCGAGAAAGAUUUAUGAAGUCGACUUUAAAGUACACACUCUACCGAAGGCAUCGUCAAAAGACCAAGAUGAAGAAGUGACUCACGUGGCAUCUAAAAGAGCACGCUGCAACACUACUUCGUCAUUUCAUCGAACGCUAUAUGGACGAUUCACAAGAUGUAUUGCAGAAAGCGGGCGUGAUAACUGA
Messenger RNA from Paraglomus brasilianum, 561 nucleotides. The record is from the annotation of a GenBank genome assembly. Lineage: Eukaryota; Fungi; Glomeromycota; Glomeromycetes; Paraglomerales; Paraglomeraceae.